This is a messenger RNA of Staurois parvus, 363 nucleotides long. The record is from the annotation of a GenBank genome assembly. NCBI's taxonomy places the organism in Eukaryota, Metazoa, Chordata, Amphibia, Anura, Ranidae.
GAGGACGGAGGGUGCCGGAUGAAGUGUCUGCGUGUUGUUCGGCAGUUGAAGGAGGACGUGUGGUGUCCUGGAAAUCGUCCCGUCAUCACAUCACAGCAUCUCCAGAUGAUCCUCCUCUGGGAAUGUGAACAGAACCCGUCCUCGAAGUCAUGGCUGGAUUUUGGUUCCUGUUUCCUUCGUCUGGUCCGCAGACUUCUGAAAUGUUCCAGGCAACGCUUCCUGCGCCAUUUUUUUGUCCGACGGGCCAAUCUGCUGAAAUACGCCGAUGCCAACCAUCUGGACAACCUCGCUGACAAACUGGCCCGCUUCCUGCAGAGGCCCUCCCUGGACAUGGCUUCAUUGGAUGGCCUCUCUAAUUGUUAG